GAAUUGGGGCAGUUUAGUUCGAUUAUAAUCGAAGGAAAGCUGAGGACGAGAGUUGACGGCAACACUUCGCGCCAUACAGUUGGUGAUUCUAGCGAACUGCUGAUUAAUAACCGGCUUUCAUGGGAAAGAAAAACAGUAAACUGAAGAAUGAAGUUGUAUCAAAACUUGUGGAAGAAACGUACUUCACGGAAAAGGAAAUACGACAAUGGUAUAAAGGUUUUGUGAAAGACUGUCCAAAUGGGAAGCUAACUGAACAGGGGUUUCUACGGAUCUACAAACUAUUUUUUCCACAAGGUGACCCGUCCAAGUUCACAUCACUGGUGUUCAGGGUGUUUGACGAGAACAAUUGGUUUUUCCUUGAAAUUCCAGAUAAAUACUCGCCAACUGGGUUUCAGGAGUUAGUUUUAAGACAUGACUCGGAACAUCCUAAAUAUGGCCGAGGUGAUGUGCCAAAGUUAAACCUAGGGGCGUUUAAAUUAUAUGACGUGGACAACGAUGGAUACAUCACGCGGGAAGAAAUGUAUAGUAUUGUAGACGCCAUCUACCAGAUGUUGGGGAACCAGACUGGAGAUAACAGAAAACAAGGAGAAGAUACACCUGAAGAAAGAGUUAAUAAAAUAUUUCAGCAUUUAGACAAGAACCAUGAUGACAAGUUAACUCUGGAGGAAUUUCGGGAAGGCUCGAAGGCAGAUGAAAAGAUUAUACAGGCAUUAUCUCUCUACUCUCCUUAACAGAAGCUAGGGGUCCAAGAAGAGAAAAAAAAGCAAAUUUUUUUCCUGUUUGUUAAAUUGAUGGAUAUAAUUUAUAAAGAGGAAAUAAUAAUGUUUUGAAUACAUUUUCUUUAAAAGGUACCGAAACCGUUUAUUUGUAUUACAGCAUCAUGCAGUAAAAUACUGCAAGUAAUAAAAAACAAAAAGUAAAUUUCUAUUCUACGUUCUACUGUUAUCAAGUACUAUGAAGUGGGGUAAUAAUAAAGAUAUCUACCACAUGGCUUAUGGUGGAACUUCCCCAUUAGGCCUACUCUAUGUUUUUUUAGCUUAUUUUCUGCCCAGUAUAUCGAGUCAAGAUGAUCAGAUCAUUCUGACAUGCUGUUUUUUUUCUUAGUGCAUUCUGUCACCUCGGGGAAUCGAACCCCGGAUUUUUUGCGUUGCAAGUCGGUAAACAUACCGUUGAACCCAUCGAGGGAUUACUUUGACAUAGUGGAAGAGAAGUCGCUUAAAGGUAAAUUAAACAGAAGUAAGAAAGAUUAAACUUAAAAUAAAUAAAACUUAGCUGAAAGUGUGAAUUUAAGAUAAUAAAAGGCCAAAAUUCAUUAAAAAAAUUUGCUCUCAAUUGCACUCAAGAAAGCUCAUUUUGAAUACGUUUUAAUGUUGGCCUUAGAUGUACACCAGAUGCUCGCUAGUGGAAACUAUUUAAGUACGUUUUAAUUUCGGCCUUAGAUGUACACCAGAUGCUCGCUAGUGGAAACUAUUUAAAUACGUUUUAAUUUCGGCCUUAGAUGUACACCAGAUGCUCUAGAGAGAGACUUCAUAAAUACGUUUUAAUUUCGGCCUUAGGUCCUACAUCAGGUGUUUUAGGGAGAAACAUUUUGAGCGUGUUUGAGAACAACUGUUUAAUUAAUUUUGUGCUUCUAUACUUUCAGUUACCAUCAAUUACUGUAUUUAUAUUUUGAUCUGAAUCUUAUUUAUUUUUUAAAUUAAAUCAUUAUUUGUCCUUUCUGCUUAACUUGCCUCUAAAUGGUAUCAAGUAUUUAUUAAUAUAAAGUAUGCGAACAGUUAUUUCAUGGCUGAAAUUUUGAUUUUUUUCCUUUCUGACUCUAAAAUCUUCAUUCUUCAUGCUCUUUACAACGUAAUACACCAUUUUGACCCUUCAAAUAUUUGACACAAGUACAUACAAGUUAUUCUAGUCCACAUUGACAUUUGUUAAAUCGCUGGCUUUCAGCUACUUUAUUACAAUUACAACCAGGCUAUGUUUUAUGUUAUAAACCAUUGGUCAGUUUUUAGGUGGAAGUCUAGGAUACUUAAUAUAUGGUUUCUCCUUCUCCAUCCUCUUGAGAGCGCAUCAACAUCACAGGAGGAAGACAGUGGCAAUGAGUAUUGGAAGAUGAUAAAAACUUGUCUUAGGGAUUGGCCUGCUUUAAAUAAGUAGACUCGUGAGGAGAAAUGUGGGGGUAGAAGAAGAGAAGAGGAAUAGUGCGCAGCGUAUGUCAAUUGUACUUGUAGGUCUGAUGAUACGUAGGUGAAUAAGUUAAGACUUGAGAAAAGUGGAGAAACGGAGGGUUAUUGUUGGAGGAUUCGAUCCCUAAGUAAUGCAUUCUGUGGACAGUCUCCCAUAUCUUCCAAACGUCAUUUGGGAUUGAUGCCUACCCUAAUCAUUUUCUGCUAGACAUUUCCGAGCAUUUAAGAAUUAGUUAUGAUAAUUUUAGGCCUAAUGAGUUAUGAGUAAGAACGAGGACUUGGUAAAAGUCCUUAUGGAGUCUAAUGGGGGUGGGGAUGGUACACCAUGUAAAAUAAUUAAGGAGAUGAGUAUUUUGCAAUUGAAGUUUAGCUGUAACCUAAGAGGUCGUCGUCAGGCUUAGCUGAAUACAAAUGAACUCGCAAUAUCCAUGACGUAACAACAUCUUUUCCACUUUUAUAAUGUUGUAAAGUGAAUUAUUUUGUUUAAAAAAAAAGUUCGAAAACUUUGACUUUUGAGCAAAGACAAAUGUUAGACCCUAACGUUCUGGACUUGCACCUUUCAAAACGUUUUUGUGAUAAAACUUCUACAUGUAAAUUUAUGAACAAAUAUCUUUAUCUCUCUUCUUCUCAUGAUUUUAAGAUUUUAUUUUUUCAUCACAACAUAUCAGCGAAUUUUCUCCCUUUACACACAUUAGAGAAGGAUUGUGUCAAUAAUUAAAACUGAAUGUUUAGAAAAAGAAACCGAAAUUUGAGAA
Molecule: messenger RNA, 2932 nt
Organism: Limulus polyphemus (Atlantic horseshoe crab)
Lineage: Eukaryota; Metazoa; Arthropoda; Merostomata; Xiphosura; Limulidae
Product: frequenin-1-like
Exons: 9
Coding region: 120-731 (203 amino acids)
Molecular function (GO): calcium ion binding; calcium sensitive guanylate cyclase activator activity
Source: RefSeq, a predicted model, not a curated record